GGAAGCAGAUUUAACCGGCUGAAUGGGGCGCGUUUUGCUGUUUCUUCAUUGCAGCUGGAGGGUUCAGGUUUUCUGCGGAGAGAGAAGAAAAGGCCAGCCCAGGCUUCUCAGGUUCUCUUCAAUGUUCUCCAAGCAUGGCGUUGACCACUACAGCAAUUUUGUGAUUGGCUCAACCAUGCCUUUUCUUCGAAUCACCUAGCACUGGUGUCUCCAGCUGAAAGCAGUCAUGUUUUGUUCUGUAAUAAGAGGAAGAAGAAUGACUCACCCUGGCACAAGCACAACAUUCACUAAAGAUGGACAGACUAAUUUGGAACAAGUGAGACUCAGUGUUGAUGAACCAGUGGGCUCAGCCAUUUCACGUUCCCCUGGUCAACCCCAGAAACAAACAGAAGGCACUGAGGAGAAAUCCUGUUGGCCAGCAGUUGAUGAACUUAAAGCAACAUUGAAGAUACACUGUCCAAAAGAACUAUUUUUCCUCAUUGGUAUUGUCAUUGGUGUGCUACUGGGUAAAUUCUUGUUACCUUCAUGCCCAUCAGUUACUCCGUUAUGCCUACAAGACUGGGUUGGGUAUAACAGAAGGUGCUACUUUUUUUCUGAUGAUGAAGGGACCUGGGACACUGCCCAAAGCAACUGUUCUUUCCAUGGUGCUUCCCUGGCUGUAAUAGACACUCAAAAGGAGAAGGAUUUCCUACUACAACAUAAAGGUGCGAGUGACUACUGGUUUGGCCUCCGGAGGAUAGAUGAACAGCCCUGGAAAUGGACGAAUGGUUCAGACUUCAACAAUUGGUUUCCAAUUGGCGCAAAUGGCCCUUGCGCCUAUCUGAACGAUGAAGCAGCCAGUUCAACAUGGUGUGACACAGAACGAAACUGGAUAUGCAGCAGACCCGAUCAUAUUUCUUGAAGCCAGGUUCUGGCGAAUGGGGAGGCAUAGAAAUUUUCUAAAUAAAUAAAAUAAAAUAAAUAUA
This is a messenger RNA of Varanus komodoensis (Komodo dragon), 965 nucleotides long. RefSeq names its product C-type lectin domain family 2 member B-like. Bases 227 to 901 code for a protein of 224 amino acids. The transcript is spliced from 8 exons. The record is from RefSeq and is a predicted model, not a curated record. NCBI's taxonomy places the organism in Eukaryota, Metazoa, Chordata, Lepidosauria, Squamata, Varanidae.